This is a messenger RNA of Mus musculus (house mouse), 1551 nucleotides long. RefSeq names its product predicted gene, 20172. The record is from RefSeq and is marked validated. Bases 1009 to 1383 code for a protein of 124 amino acids. The transcript has a single exon. Lineage: Eukaryota; Metazoa; Chordata; Mammalia; Rodentia; Muridae.
UAUAAGGGACUUUUGGGAUAGCAUUUGAAAUGUAAAUGAAGAAAAUAUCUAAUAAAAAAAUUUUAAAUGAAGUUGUAGCCUUUAUCUAAAGUCACACAAAUAAUGAAAAUUAUAGAUCAAAUGGGUUUUUCCCCUGACAAACAUUAAUACAGUCAUCUUGAAUUGGCUUUUAAUAACUUUUGAUGUAGUAAAAUAAGAAAGGAACUCUAAUGUGUUGCUAUUAUAUGAUUCAUAGUAACAGUGAUAUGAUUAUGCAGUAUGGCUACAUCACAGAUGCUUCAGCAUGUUUUUUAAAUAAUUACUUCCUGCUUUGAUUACCUUAUUGUGAAAUAGAGACCUGAUGAGGAAACCUGGGGUAUUUGAAGCACACUACACUGGAACUUACUGGACAGUAUACUACAUGCCAGUUAGCUUGCUGUGUGCUGUAGCUGUGAUUUUGUGCUGGCUAUGACAGAGAUUCAAAUUAAGUAGAGAUGGUGAGGGAACAUAAAUAACAAACCAGCAAACAAACAAACAAACAGUGACGAAACCCUUUCCAAACACUGAAUGCUAUGAUUGCAUUGAACAGUACUAAUUAGUUUGAAAACAAGGACAUAAGCCCUUAUGGGUAGCUUUAAGAUACUGCUUCUGUAUCUAAAGAAUGAGGAAAAACUAUAUUAACGAGCAUAUAGGAAAAACAAGAAUUAUUAGCCAUAAUCUUUACCCUCAGAAAUUUUAGCCUAUGAAUUUUCUCCCUCUAAUCUUAUAAACCAUUAACACGACCAAAAGUUUAAAUCUUGGAGGUUUGUUUUUCUUACUGCCAAGUAGGUAAAAGUAGGCUAUUGAUUUCUUUGGGUGUAUUUACAAAUCUCUUGUGCGAUCUUGAUUCUAUCUUCUUUAUUUCACUUUCAGUGCUAGGGAUUGAAACACAGCCCUGCCAAUUCUAAGCAAGCAUACCACCACCGAGCUGCAUCGCUUGCUUAUCUUUAAGCAGGCAGAAACGUACUGGUACACUCAGAGUUUUUCGCCAUGGAUCUUUAUCAUGAGAUUUCCCUCGGCAACAUUUUCUUUCAGUGUUACUUAGUGCUAGGGAGAAGAUUAUUAUUAUCUAGGCUAUUAUUUCCCCAAAACAUAAACAUAGGGGACAUAAAAUUGAUUGCUACCCAUCAACAUUGCUUUUUGAUAUCAAGGAUAAACUUGAUUUCCCUUUGCUUUUCAGACAAGGCAUGGACUUGCUCUCUAAAACCCCCCUUGAGGACUCGUUCAUAUUUUCAGCAUAGCCCAUGCCUGUGGUCUGUAUUCAAUCUUUUACAUUCUAUCAUCCAGCCAAUUGUACUCACCAUAUUUAGCAAGGUCUUUUUCAGACUCUGUAUUCUUUCCAUUUUCUGUCAGCUCCCUUCCUGACUGUAGAGAUUAGGCAGGUGUGAUGAGAAAGGAUGGGAUAGCUAGACAGUGGGUGUCUUAGAGCAAGAAAAAAGAGAAAGAAAGGGAGAAAGAGAGAGAGAGAGAGAGAGAGAGAGAGAGAGAGAGAGAGACAGAGAGAGACAGAGAGACAGAAAGAAAGAAAGAAAG